AUGAGCGUGAAGAUCAACAUCAAGUGGGGAAAAGAGAAAUUCAACGACGUGGAGGUGGACCCAUCCGAGACGGGUCUCACACUCAAGAGUCAGGUCUUCGCCCUGACUGGCGUGCCGCCGGAUCGCCAGAAGUGGAUGGGUGUCAAGGCUCUCAAGGCUGGCAAGCUUGAAGAUGACACUCCCUUGGCUUCGCUCAACUUCACCAACGGUCAAAACGUGAUGCUUGUCGGCACAGCUGGCGAACUGCCCAAGGAGCCUCCGAAACCCGUGGUCUUCGUUGAGGAUCUGCCUGAAGGCGAGAUCAACGAGCUGGUGGAGUUCAACCACCCGCCUGGCCUCGCCAACUUGGGCAACACCUGCUACCUCAACUCGACUCUGCAGUGCCUCAAGGCCAUCCCUGAGCUCGACGAGGCCGUGAAGACGUACGGCGGUGCCGUCGCCGAAGACACCGACCACAACGUCACAGUCAGCCUGCGGGACCUCUUCAAGACUCUCGAUCACACGAACCAGCCCGUGCCGCCCAUGCUCUUCGUCCAUCUCUUCCGCUCAGCUUUCCCUCAGUUCAACCAACGCACUGAAAGAGGCUAUGCCCAGCAGGACGCUGAAGAGUGCUGGAGCACGCUUGUUCGCGCACUCUCGCAAAAGCUGCCGGCCAUCAAGCUCGGCGGAGAGUCACCAGCCCGCACCAACGCCGUGAAUCAGCUGUUCUCCGGCGAGAUCGUGUCCACUUACACAUGCAAGGAGGCGCCCGAGGACAAGCUCGUGCAGAAGGACACCUUCACGAAGCUGAUGUGCCACAUCACUAGCCAAACCAACUUCCUUGUCAACGGCCUGAAGGAGAGCCUCAAGGAAGAGAUCGAGAAGAGGUCGGAGGUGCUGGGACGAAAUGCCGUGUUCCAGAAGGAGGCCGAAAUCACGCGCCUGCCCUACUAUCUCAACGUUCAGUUUGUUCGCUUCUUCUGGAAGAGCAACUCGGAUGGAGGCAACAAGGCCAAGAUCCUGAAGCCUGUGGAGUUCCCCAUGGUGCUGGACCUGUUCGAUCUCUGCGCCGAGGACCUGAAGGCGACCCUCAAGGAGCACCGAAACAUCCUCACCGAGAGGGAGGACCUUCGCCUGCAGAACCGGCACGGCAUCAAGGGCAAGGAAAAGGAGGGCGAGAAGAAGGCUGAAGAAGAUGAGGGCGCGAUGGACAUCGAGAAGUCGCUCCCUCCCCUCUGGGAGCAGAAGCCCCUGCAAAACGAGACUGGACUCUACGAGCUGUACGCCGUGCUCACCCACAAGGGCCGUGACGCCGACAGCGGGCACUACGUUGCGUGGACCAAGCAGUCUGAAGACAACUGGCUGCAGUACGAUGACGACGUUGUGAGGCACUACAAGGACAACGACAUCAAGCAGCUGGUGGGCAAGGGAGGAGCGGACUGGCACAUUGCCUACCUCUGCUUCUACAGGACGAAAAAGCCCGAGUAG
Molecule: messenger RNA, 1467 nt
Organism: Acanthamoeba castellanii str. Neff
Lineage: Eukaryota; Discosea; Longamoebia; Acanthamoebidae
Product: peptidase C19 family protein
Exons: 8
Coding region: 1-1467 (488 amino acids)
Biological process (GO): protein deubiquitination; regulation of proteasomal protein catabolic process; proteasome-mediated ubiquitin-dependent protein catabolic process
Molecular function (GO): cysteine-type deubiquitinase activity; proteasome binding; protein binding
Source: RefSeq, a predicted model, not a curated record